This is a messenger RNA of Penicillium cinerascens, 1110 nucleotides long. RefSeq lists its product as uncharacterized. The coding region runs from base 1 to 1110 and encodes 369 amino acids. Gene Ontology annotation, molecular function: diacylglycerol O-acyltransferase activity. The record is from RefSeq and is a predicted model, not a curated record. Gene Ontology annotation, biological process: triglyceride biosynthetic process. Gene Ontology annotation, cellular component: endoplasmic reticulum membrane. NCBI's taxonomy places the organism in Eukaryota, Fungi, Ascomycota, Eurotiomycetes, Eurotiales, Aspergillaceae. The transcript has 2 exons.
AUGAAUGGGCACGUUCAGUCCGAACGUCGUCCUGGCACUUCGGUGCGCCCGCCCUCCCGUGUCGAGGACGACGACAGGAAACGCAUCCAUUGGGCACCGUUGAAUAUCGGUCUCGAGCGGCGCCUGCAGACGUUGAUCGUUCUGUGCCAUACUCUGACCAUCGCUAUUUUCUUGACCGGUUUCUUCUUCACGUGUGCCAUUCCCCUUUUCUGGCCUCUUCUGUUGCCCUACCUGGUUUAUAUCACUCUGUUCUCGACUGCGCACACGUCCGGAAAGCUCAAGGGCCGAAGUUCCCUGUUGCGUUCGCUUCCCGUGUGGUCUCUCUAUGCAUCCUAUUUUCCCGCCCGCCUCCACCGCGAGGAAUCACUUCCUCCAACCAAAAAGUAUAUAUUUGGCUACCACCCGCAUGGCAUCAUUUCACAUGGCGCAUUCGCCGCAUUCGGAACCGAAGCACUGGGGUUUUCGAGGCUUUUCCCGGGCAUUACCAAUACACUUUUGACGCUGGAUUCGAACUUUCGAAUUCCCUUUUAUCGAGAGUAUGCGCUUGCCAUGGGACUUGCGAGCGUGUCCCGGGAAUCAUGCGAGAAUCUUUUGACCAAGGGCGGUGCGAAUGGUGAGGGAAUGGGCCGCGCAAUUACCAUCGUCGUUGGCGGGGCCCGUGAAUCUCUCAACGCGCAGCCGCAUUCUUUACGACUGGUCCUGAAGCGGCGCAAAGGAUUCGUCAAGCUUGCAAUUCGAACCGGCGCUGACCUCGUGCCGGUCUUGGCGUUUGGGGAAAAUGACAUCUACGAACAAGUGCAUUCAGAUGAACAUCCGAUUAUCCAUAAGAUCCAAAUGCUGGUCAAGCAAACGAUGGGAUUCACCAUCCCUUUGUUCCACGCGCGGGGAGUUUUCAACUAUGAUGUCGGGCUAAUGCCCUACCGCCGUCCAUUGAAUAUCGUAGUCGGACGGCCUAUCCCGGUGAUGCAGCAGCAGAACCGUGACAAAAUCGAUGACAGCUACAUCGAUGAGCUUCACUCAAGAUAUGUUCAGGAGCUACAGCGACUAUGGGAUCAGUGGAAGGACGUCUAUGCCACGGACAGAGCGGGCGAACUUGAGAUCAUCUCAUGA